Messenger RNA from Kazachstania africana CBS 2517, 1041 nucleotides. It is a transcript of the gene PDR17, whose product is annotated as phosphatidylinositol transporter. Gene Ontology annotation, molecular function: phosphatidylinositol transfer activity. The coding region runs from base 1 to 1041 and encodes 346 amino acids. The record is from RefSeq and is a predicted model, not a curated record. The transcript has a single exon. NCBI's taxonomy places the organism in Eukaryota, Fungi, Ascomycota, Saccharomycetes, Saccharomycetales, Saccharomycetaceae.
AUGGGUCUAUUCUCUAAGAAGGCAGAACUUAAUACUCCAAAUACCAAUAAAGAUCAACUUAUUAAAAUUGAUCAAGUGUUUCCAUUAACCAAUAGAUCGCAUCCACCUAAGAGACUGCGUAAAUUGACAGAGGAACAAUUCAGCAAGUACAAUGAGGUUCUUUCUCAUUUUAAAGAUGAAUCGCUUACUUUGCCAAUUUCUACAGAUCCCUCAUCUGAUAAACUUCCUUUAAAUUCUUGGGAAAUGUUUUGGCUUUCUCGAGAAUGCAUAUAUAGAUACUUGAAAGCUCAGAAAUGGAAUGUCGCUAAUGCUAUAAAGGCUCUUACGAACACACUAACAUGGAGAAGAGAAAGUGGCCUUGUUAAAGGUAUAAAUAAGCAAUUAGAUCCAAAUGAAAUUGGAAUCGAAAACGAAACAGGUAAAGAAGUUAUUUUGGGCUACGAUUACAGUGACCGCCCCGUAUUCUACAUGAGAAACGGUAGACAAAAUACUGAAUCCUCCUUUAGACAAGUUCAACAUUUAAUCUUCAUGGCCGAAAGAACCGUCAUGCUAUGCCCACAAGGUGUCGAUUCAAUGAGUGUACUAGUUGAUUUCAAGAAAUAUAAAGGCCCAGGUAUCAUCAGUGACAAAGCACCUCCUGUUUCAAUAGCAAAGGCUUGUUUAGGCGCGUUUGAAAAUCAUUAUCCAGAAAGACUGGGAAGAAUGUUGUUCACUAACAUUCCUUGGUUCAUUUGGGCUUUUAUCAAGUUAAUGUACCCAUUUUUGGAUCCAGAUACAAAAGAGAAGGUCGUUUUCGAUGAACCAUUCGAAAAAUACGUUGAUCCAAAACAAUUAGACUCUCUUUAUAACGGUUUAGUGGACUUCCAAUACAGCCAUAAACUUUACUGGCCAGAUUUUGUCGAAAAGACAGAAGCACUUUACCAAAAACAAUAUGAGAGAUUUGUCAAAUUUGGCGGUGUGAUUGGUCUAAGUGAAUUCGACUUCAAGGGAGACCACGACGAAAUGAUCUACCCUGUUGAUUGUGACAUGACUAAGAUAUAG